AUGCAAGCGAGAUGGAUACCAUUAAUAAUUACAAAGGGCUACCAACAAUGCUUGACCUCGUAUGAUUCUGAUUUUGAGAGGGUAUUCUACCUAAAUAACCUAGCCAAUGGUAUCAAGCUGCAUAAUAUUUAUAUGGUUUACGGAGGUGUGAACUACGGUCAUUCAGCUUUUCCAGUUCGCAUAACAUCCUAUGAUUACUGGGCACCUAUAAGCGAGGAUAGGUCGUUGAAGGAUAAGUACUAUGAACUGAAGUCAAUCUCACACUUUGUUCGCUCGUCUCGAGAUCUGCCCAAGACUUAUCCGGUCUCUACUCUCGAUUACGGUACCUUGCAUGUUGAUAAACUCGUCAACCCCGAUACGCAAGGCACGUUCUACGUAGCUAGGCAUAUAGAUAGUACUUCUAGAGAGAAGAGCCGGCAUUCCCUUACGGUCAGAGAUGAGGUAGGGAAGGUUGACCUGCCCGUGUACCUCAAUGAAAGGGAUUCAAGGAUUCUCUCUUCCAAUUAUUGCUGGGGCAAGACUUGUAUCCUUCACACGUCAGCAUCAAUUUUCACUUCCACCACGAUAGGUAACACCGACAUACUGGUCCUGUACGCUCCUCAGGAUGAGGGACACCGAUUAGCUUUUCCGCUUCACCAACAUUUGAGCAUUGCCGCAGAUACUGUAUGCAACGUGAAGGAGGAGAUUGAUAAGGAGAGGAAGGUCAUAAAAUUCCAGGUUGGGCAGGGGACAAGGGAUUUAGUGAGCGUUGUUGGGGGCAGGAGGAAGGUGGAGGUGAUACUUUUGGAUUCGAAAGAGGUCUCCUGGGCCUGGGAAGCGGUUGUGGAACCCGGAAACGAGGAGUCUUUUGGUGCAUUCUACAGUUUUGGUCAUAAUGAAAGAGUUCUAGUACUUGGACCUUGGAAUAACCAGACUCUCAACUCCGAGCAACACCAAUUGACCAAUUUUGGUGAAGGGAAAUGGUCAGCAGUCCUUCCUGGUCCUAAUUCAGAACUUCUCUUUCAGCGGACCGAGAAGAUGAUACAGGGAUGGAAGUAUAGAGAUGGCCUUCCUGAGGUUGAAGCGAGUUUCAAUGAUUCGGGGUGGAAGAAUGCGGACAAGAAGGUCACAAGUAAUCCUUUUCAGCCUUAUGGUAAACAAGCAGGGUUUGAAGGGGAAUAUGUUUUAUAUGGGACGGAACCAAUACGGGAGCGAAAGGGUUUGGCUCUGAAAGUCAGUCUAAUUUCUGGACCUGGGGGCGUUGGAGCGUUUUGGUUGAACGGAGUGUACCUGGGAACCGGGAUAGCCGACAUUGAGACAGCGCAGCAAGAAGUCAAUUUAACGUUAAGAAUACCACACAACGUGAUACGACAAGGGAGGAAGAAUGUCAUAACUAUAGUGAUAGAUCCAGCCCCAUUGGAAGAAGCAGGAGCAUAUACGGGCACGACAGAGUCAAUAUCAGCACCUCGAGGUAUAAGAGGGUACUCACUACUGGGACGCGAUACCUCAGCUAUCGAGUGGAAGAUUCAAGGCAAUACGGGUGGAUGGGAGCAGUAUCCGGAUAAGGUCAGAGGGGUCUUCAACGUUGGUGGUCUAUACGGGGAACGAAAAGGUUGGAACUUGCCUGGAUAUGACGAUGGACGAUGGGAAAAUGAGCACUUCGACGGGAAACACCUGGUCACAGUCACAGCUGACUUGGACGAGGUACAAGAUAGCGGGGCCGGGAUAGGUUGGUGGAGGGGAAGAAUUGAAGUUGAAUAUCCAGAUGGCCUGGAUCUGCAUUAUUCUUUCGUUUUCCCGAGAAUUCUAUCGCCAGUCAGGGGUCAGCUCUUCGUGAAUGGAUGGCAGCUCGGGCGAUUCUAUGGUGAUCUUGGCCCUCAAUAUCGCUUUCCCAUUCCACCAGGCAUUUUAGCCCAAGGAAACAAUACAGUAGCAAUCUCCCUUUUCGGGUAUGAUAAGUCAGCAGACCCCAAGAAGUUCAUUGAGGGAUUGGUAAUGGAGGUGGAUGAGUUCGUUACCACAACCAGUCUGAAGCUGAGAGAGAUGAAAGUCGAGAGCCCAAGCUGGGAAGAGGUGUUCCGAUCUGGGGCAUGA
Messenger RNA from Kwoniella mangroviensis CBS 8507, 2073 nucleotides. RefSeq lists its product as uncharacterized. The transcript is spliced from 11 exons. The record is from RefSeq and is a predicted model, not a curated record. NCBI's taxonomy places the organism in Eukaryota, Fungi, Basidiomycota, Tremellomycetes, Tremellales, Cryptococcaceae. The coding region runs from base 1 to 2073 and encodes 690 amino acids. Gene Ontology annotation, cellular component: vacuole. Gene Ontology annotation, biological process: carbohydrate metabolic process. Gene Ontology annotation, molecular function: beta-galactosidase activity.